CCGCCCCUGGUCACGUGACAUGGCGUUCGCUCCCCCUCGCUCGGCAUUCGUCUUCCGCCGGCGGUCUGGGACUCACUCCAUCCGCUCCCACAGACCCUCUCCGCGCAGAGUGCAUCGGGACUGGUGCCUGGACACGCCCACCGGGGAGGAAUUGUCUCCUGACACUGAGCUCCGGGUAAGGGCAGCGUUUACUAGCAGUGUAUAAUAUCCAGUGUAUAAUACCCAGUGUAUAAUACCCAGUGCAGGAUGGCAUGCUGCCAGUCUAUAAUAUCCAGUGCAGGAUGGCUUGCUACCAGUGUAUAAUAUCCAGUGUAUAAUAUCCAGUGUAUAAUAUCCAGUGUAGGAUGGCAUGCAACCAGUGUAUAAUAUCCAGUGCAGGAUGGCAUGCAACCAGUGUAUAAUAUCCAGUGCAGGAUGGCAUGCAACCAGUGUAUAAUAUCCAGUGCAGGAUGGCAUGCUGCCAGUGUAGGGUAGCCAGUGUAGGGUGACAUGCUGCCAGUGUAGGGUGACAUGCUGCCAGUGUAUGAUGGCCAGUGUAGGAUGGCAUGCUACCAGUGUAUAAUAUCCAGUGUAGGAUGGCAUGCUGCCAGUGUAUAAUAUCCAGUGCAGGAUGGCAUGCUGCCAGUGUAUAAUAUCCAGUGCAGGAUGGCAUGCUGCCAGUGUAGGGUAGCCAGUGUAGGGUGACAUGCUGCCAGUGUAGGGUGACAUGCUGCCAGUGUAUGAUGGCCAGUGUAGGAUGGCAUGCUACCAGUGUAUAAUAUCCAGUGUAGGAUGGCAUGCUGCCAGUGUAUAAUAUCCAGUGCAGGAUGGCAUGCUGCCAGUGUAUAAUAUCCAGUGCAGGAUGGCAUGCUGCCAGUGUAGGGUAGCCAGUGUAGGGUGACAUGCUGCCAGUGUAGGGUGACAUGCUGCCAGUGUAUGAUGGCCAGUGUAGGAUGGCAUGCUACCAGUGUAUAAUAUCCAGUGUAGGAUGGCAUGCUACCAGUGUAUAAUAUCCAGUGUAUAAUAUUCAGUGUAGGGUGGCAUGCUACCAGUGUAGUGCCCAGUGUAGUGUGGCAUGCUACCAGUGUAUAGGAUGGCAUGCUAUGAAUCUCUAGUGCCCGAUGCAAGAUGGUGUAUUACCAGCCUAUAGUGCCCACAACCGCCUGUGAUAUUAAGGUGCUGGGCAGACUGGCAUGGCAAUGACUUUAUCUCCAAGACCUACAACUGCCUGUGCUGUAACUUUGCUGGGUAGACUGCCAUGUAAAUUAUGCCUCUCUAGAUUUCCCACAACUGACAGUGCUGUAACAGCCAUAAGUAGACUGUCAUGUGUUUACCACCCAUUUUAAUGCCUACAGCUGCCUGUGUUGUUGGUACCCUGGGCAGACUGGCAUGUAAGUGCUACUUGUCUCUAAUGCCCCCAGCUGUCAGAUCUGGUACUGCCUUGGACAGACUGGCAUGUGUAUACCACAUACUUGUAAUGCCUACAGCUGUUUUGCUGAUUUUUACUGGUCUGGCAUGUGCAUGUUGCCACCUGUUUAUAAUGCCUACAAUUAUCUGCCUUUGACACUGAGUAGAUUGGCAUGAUGCCACCCAUCUGUAAUACCCACAUCUUGCUUAUGCUACUGCUGGCUUACCGGUCAUAACAUCCACAACUGACUGUAUAUAUAGUUUUGCUCUGUGUAUCCCUAGGACCAUCCUGUGCUGAGCAUCCUGCCAGGGGCAGCUUAUUGGCUGAGCAUCAUAGGAGAUUAAUCCAAAAAAAGCUGACCAGUCAUACAUUAGCAGCUGGCAAAAUCUCAAUUACUGUGGAGGUUAAAUCAGUUCAGACACAUGAAGUACCCAGUUAUAAGUCUACUGCUUGGUUACUGGGGAUCUCACCCUGGCACAUUGCUUCACUAACCCAUCCCUUGCCAGAGGGAAUGCAGAGCUGUGAGUGGUGCAAAGCAGACUUGCCCGAGUUUUACAGUGAUGGGAACUGUAAGUGGCUUAAUAUUUAAUUGAAUAUGUGCAGUGCUCUUAAUUACAGAAUUAGAUUUUAUUUAGAAAACAAACUUGGUUGUACUUUGACAUUAUGUACAAAUAGUGCAUUGGAAUAAUGUUGCUUAUUCAGUAUCUGCCCUGUUCCUCUGAUAAGGUAGAGGGUUUUAUGACCUUUUGUAAUUUGUAAAGAGACAGUAACGCUUACAUCUGGUCUACAUUCUGUGUAGUUCAUCUUAUUCCCAUGUGGUUGUGUGCUAUUGAUAACAAUGCUAAAAUGCAACCUAUAUUUUUGGGAGUUAAGAUGUUUAUACACAAGAUACAGAGUACCGCAACCAACGACAUACCGUAGACCAGAGCUUACCAUUUCCUGUAGCCAUUGGCUAAUGAAAAUUUAGCCUUAGCGAGUUAAAAAUAAAUACAUAACCUCAGGUGUGUGCUGUAGCUUGCUGUGGAGUCACAUUUAAGGCCGACUAGUAGCAUAGGAAUGUAAACUGCAAGUCUUGCCGUAGAUAAAUAUUUUUCUCUUCACUUACUGUUGAUUUAUUUUCCCUUUACCUAACGAUUCCUAUUUUUGCAAUUAUACAAUAAUAAAGACCAGAUAUAAAAAGCAAGAUAUUUUUUCCUUGGUCCUAGAUUAACAAAAUGUUAAAUCUAUGAUUAGGAAAAAAAAAUGGUCAGAAUAGGUGGUACCAGCUCCACCCAGUAUGGGCACGAACCCUUUAUUUGUAGAGAUAGAAAACACACACAAAAUGCUCGGAUUGUUCCUCUUUAAAAGGGGGAGGGAACUACCAAGCAAGCUGGUAAAAAUAUAAAUUAUAAGUACACAUUGAUAUUAUGCCUGAUAAAUCUUAGAAUCUAGAGCUCAAUAGACAGGAAAAAAUGGGGAAUAGGAACAGUUUGCAGAGCAAUGCUAAAUAUAAUUGAUACAGUACAUAAAAAGUAUCUCUAGAUCCACUGAAAAAAAUAACAACUUUAUUAACCUAUUUAAGAGGAAGAGAUACAGUAACAACUGUGGGUCAACAGUAAAGAUCUCUGAUUCCUUCAAUUACCUAUAAUAUCUAAUCUUGGUGCAUGAACGAAUCCAUUGUUUAGAGUUCUAUAGGUAAAGAUCCCCUAAACAGUGCAAUCCCUCCAGGUGUCUCUGUGAGAUUAAUCAGUAGGGAAAUAUAACACCCAAUAUGUACACAGUGUGGAAUCUUAAGGGAUAUUAGACCAAAUGCUAAUAUAGAGAAGGAAUAAGCAGGGAUAGAAAAUGUCUAAAGAACGGAGAGAAACAACAAAAUCAGGAUAUAUAAUAAAAUCUAAGUCUGAUAUAACGAAAAAAACUAUCUCCGUUCUAUUACUAUUUCCCUCACUUCUGCUAAUAAACACCUUCGUGGGUGUUCUAAGCUAGGUCAUUAAACUAAACACUGUUAUCCUGUCAGAUAAAAUUGGACUCUAAAGAAAAAAAUGAGAUGAUUAACGAAAAAUGAUGAUAAUCAUAAUCAAAAUAGUGAAAAAAGGAGGAAGGAUUCCCUUAGUGCAUCGUGAGUGGUGCACAGUGAUGUGCCGAGGUGCAGUGACUGGGAAUCCCCUCAAAAAUGAUCCUUUUUUCGUUACUUUACGUACUGUAUCAAUUAUAUUUAGCAUUGCUCUGCAAACUGUUCCUAUUACCCAUUUUUUCCUGUCUAUUGGGCUCUAGAUUCUAAGAUUUAUCAGGCAUAAUAUCAAUGUGUACUUAUAAUUUAUAUUUUUACCAGCUUGCUUGGUAGUUCCCUCCCCCUUUUAAAGAGGAACAAUCCGAGCAUACGAUAAUAAAGCCCUUUUGAGAAGCAAUGUGUUUGUGACCAAGGCCUUUUAGACGCUUUUGCCAUUCCUUAAUUAUCCUACAGUUGUACCCUUCCUGUUGAAGUGCACAUGUACAUGUUGUAUAGCAGAUUUAUAUUUAUUUUAGCAAUAGAGCUUUCCUUUAAUACCCUAUAUGUAUACAUACAACAGUGAUGUUUUAAAUAUAAAAAAUAAACUGUACACACAAAGUGCAACUAGAGGAAAUAAAGUCAAAAUGCAGACUGUCUAGGAUUUCAAUAACUUUUUAAAAUUGUAAAACAAUAAUUGCAAGGCUUUAAAAUGUAGUUUGCUGAGAUUAGAACUUUAGGUAAUGCUAGUCCUAGAAUCCAACACUGAUAGAGGUGUGUAUAUAUUUGUCAAAACUUUUCACCCAGGCUAUUUAAAGAGACACUGGUCACAUAACUGCAUCUAAAUUAAGUUGUUAGGGUACCUGGGCGCACUUAUCUUAAGGGGUUGAACUGUUUUCAAACGGUUUGAACUCAUAGUGUGCCUCGUAGGUGGCAUCUGGCUUCAGGAACUCAGUUUCAGGAAGCACCUAGUGCUGCUGAUAGGCUAAUUGAUUACAAAAAAGUUUUGUUUUUUUUUGUAAAUUUCUAUGGGGAGGUAUUGAUUGGCUUAGACUCAGCGGACGCUAUAAACUAGUUGGUGGCGUCCCUGCCCGGUGGCACUCGGUGCUUUUUAAAGCUGAGAUUCUGAAGCUGGAUACUGUCUGGGGAACUAGCAGAUUGUCACUGGAGGCUCACUGGGGUUAAACGGUUAGAGAACUGCUUAAUCCCUUAAGGUAGGAGUGCUGCAUCUCCAGGAAAUGUGAGCACCCCUCACUUAGCAGAGGGACAAGUAUGGAGAUCUCACCAGGGUAUUUUCAGUUCCUGGGAUCUCCCAAAAACUAGGUGCACACUAAAAAUCACAGCACAAUCGCUCAGUUGUGGUAUUUUUUAAUAUAAAGAUCUAUGUGCAGUGCUCAUUAGAGCAUUGCACAUAGGUCAUCUGCCAGUCCGGAGCCACCAACUGUGGCCCCAGCUUACAGAGAGGGUACCCUUGGGUCUCCUUGUUACCAGCAGGGAUUUAACUCCCUCCACUCCCCAUCUAUGCUGUAAUCCUGUUCAAGAUAACAGCAGGGGUGUUGGCUCCUGGGGCUGAAACACCUGGAGCUGAAAAGGACCUGCCAUGGUAAUGCCUGGUUCAGGUAAGUGGAACUCUCCUUUACCUGCUCCCCUCUGGCCACCGGAUCCAUAGUGGCGAUGUCGCUGUAAAUGACAGUGCGUCUUUAAGGGGUUAGGGCCAGAGUAGUUGAUCUGAAAGCAUAGCUGACUUUAUGCAGUUGGUUCUUUUUUACAUUACAUUUUAAAUUCACUUGGAAUACUGGCUUUAGUAAAUAACCCUGAAUGUUAGUCAAGUCUAAAAGACAGGAAAUUACAGGGGUUAACUAUAGAACAGGAAGGAGAUAGUGUUUUGUGUCAGAUAAUAUAAGCAGUGAAUUUCUGCCAAUGAUAACAUUUUCAUUUAAAGUGGCCAAUUCCCAAAGCUUACUUCAGAGUAAAUGGUACCGUUAUCACAUUCUUUAUUGGGAAUGUUUUUCUGUACCACUGCUAUCGCAGAAAGUGAAGUUUUGGCAAUGUGUGCUUAAAGGGACAUUAUAGGCACCCAGACCAGUUAAACUUAUUGAAGUUGUCUGGGUGCAGCAUCUCAUGUCUCUUAACACUGCAAAGGUAAUUAUUUUUUAAGAAACUACAAUAAUUACCUGCUAGGGAUAACUCCACCUCUAGUGGCUGUCUACAAGACAUCCACUAAAUCGGUUUCCAGGUCGUUGGGCGACUUCUGGUCACCUAACUGAUGCUGGAACCCAAAACCCUAUGGGGAAAUCCAUAAUGCGAACUCGGCAAAUGUUGCACAUUAGGUCUCCCCUGUCGGAUGACGUCGGCAGGGGAGGAGCGGAGACAGAGCCUGAGCCAACACUGAGGGACACCGGUAAUAGUCAGAAGGGGUUUUUAAUUCCUUUUUAAAGCUAAAACAGAGCAGUAUGUUGCCCUCUACAGUCUGUUUUAAACAUGACAGGGGAAACCGAUAAUAGACAGUAUAACUUGCUAUUAUACUGUGAUCGGUGCUAAACAGGCAAAGCCCAGUACAAAUCAAUGGCAUGGAGGCAUGCAGGGAGAUAGUCAAUGUAUGUUCAGAUCCUGAGGUCUCCCUCAAACAAGCUGCUCACAGAUAAUCAAAGGCCAAGAGUGAUUGUUUAGGCAGGAUGAUUUCACAUAAUUUACAGAACUGGCCAAAGAUAUCCAAUACCGCAGGUUCCCAUGUUUACUAGAAGGGGAAACCGUCCCUGCUGGUAAAAUACCGCAUGACUUAGCAGUGGAAGGGGUCAGAUCUCCUUUAUUGCUCUCCUGUUUGGAGUCAGAGCAAAAGGGAAAUAAUAACCGAAUAGCCUGCACUAGAAUUUAGAGCAUCAUAAGGGGUGUGUGGAGUUUUUAUUUCAGCAACAUACUGCUCAUCUAAAACCCAUGGAGCCUGUCUCCAUGGUUAAACUGAGCAUUAAGCCUUGUCCACCUGAAUCUCCUCCUACCUUAAUUCUGAAAAAUUAAACCACUUUCCCUCAAAUGUGUUAGAGCAUAUCCCCUGCUCUGUGAGCCCUGCAUCUAUUGUGACAUUCUGGGUAAGUAAAACUGUGCUGUUCUCUUCGAAUGUACGGUUUGUUUAAUGGGGUAAGUCUCAGAUUGCUUCUUAUGUUGGGCAGGGUGACUGUAUAUAUGGUACACACUCCCCCUGGUUUGCAUCCAGAUGUCAGACUCAGAAGUUUUCAUUAUUCCUUGGAGCUCACGGUUUUUAGGGAGCUCAGUUUAUCUGCUCAAUCUGUUUUCUCUCCAAGCUUGUGUUGACAGGUAUUUCAUCCACGCCUCCCCCCCUCCCCCCCAAUAAUGGCAACUAAGAGUACACACAUCGGGUCACUAUAAGCCCCGACUAAUUCAACAGUAUGAAUGGUCUAAUCCUGUGUGGCCAUCACUUCCCAUGGUAAUACAGCAGUAUAAAAUGGCUUGCAGUCUAGGCUUUUCAAACUGUGUUAAUCACUUGGCUCAUCACAGCCUUUAGCAUCUCCAUACCAGUCGGUUUAAUAAACUAUUUUGCUCUUGAUGGUUAAACUGUUGCCUGCCACUUGUUAAAAAUGUAUACCCAUGAUGUGUUUUUCUUGCAUUUCCAACUGUUACUGCUUUAGAAGUAUACCGCCACUCCAUAAUCUCAAUAUAUAAUUUAAUCAUUGAUUACUUCUAGGUAUGCCAACCAAGUACAAUCUACACAGGGCACAAAGUCAUGGUGGACUUCGGAAAAUGGCCUCUGUUUGCCUUACUUUCGUCUCAAGAGCUGGCCUCCAUCCAGCAGGCAUGCAUCUUUGGCACAUCGGCUAAUGAAGCCAUAUAUACCACUUGUAGUAAUGAGGUAAGAAUGCAGAAAUACAAGCUUGUUUUAAAUGGUUUUUUUUGUUGGCAUUCAAACAUCUCAUGUGAAGUGUACCUCUUUUUGGGAGGAAUGUGUCCAAUAAAGUGCUAGGAUCAAGGAUAAAUUUGUUACAGCAGCACAAAACACUUAUCCACACCUAAAAAAUUCCAAAGUCUAUAAAGCGGUAUAAAUGUAAAACCUACACCUAUAAGUGGAGUGCUGAAAAUGAGGGGGGAUACUUACCCCACAUAACUUGAUAGCAAGCUUAGAAUAUAGUACAUGUGAAAAGAAAUAAGAAAGGCAAUAUAGUGCAGAUAGUACACAAAAUAGUGGUAAGGUGGAACACUUGCAUUUAAAGCAGCCUCUAUGUAAAAACUGGCUCUGUAAUCAAGCUUGUAUCUUUUUAAGGCAGCAUCACACCUACAGUCCACGAUACAAUGAAUCUCAGAGAAAACAUGGAGAGAAGGGAACCAAUGUGCAGUCUGUAUCAAAUGAUGUGCAAGGUGAAAAUAAGUAAAAUUCUCACCUUUUUUAGAGCCCUGCAUACUGGCUCUGAGGAGUAAUGGCUGUGCCAGUAUAUGUGGGGAUGGUAGGGUGUGGAACUGCACUCUAUCCCUUUAAGCAGUAUGUAGCUGGGUGCAACUCGGACAGUCUCCGUACCAGAGACCAAAUGCUGAAUAACAAAUAGAAGAAAGUUCCAGGCACUCAAAGGUACAAGCAAGGCAAUUUUAUUGAACCCACUCCAUCACAAGCUUACAGCACCUGAGGUUCCUAGUUGGUCUCCCAUACAAGUACUAACCAGGCCCGAGUCUGGAUGGCUUCUGCGAUCUGAUGAGAUCAGGCACUUUCAGACUGGUAUGACCGUAGGCAAUGUGAUGGAGUGGGUUCAAUAAAAUUGCCUUCCUUGUACUUUGGAGUGCCUGGACCUUUCUUCUAUUUGUUAUUCAGUAUAUGUGGGGAUGGCACUUCCCCUAGGGAGAUUUGGUAGGCUCCAGAGGACUACUUAAAAUAUUUAAAUUUAUUAAUACAAUUUAUACAUAUAACAUAUAGUAUAAAAAUAUAUAAAUAUUAGUCCUGAAUAAGCCGAAACACUUUUCACUCUUAGAGCUUAAUCAGUCAGCUGUAGAUCUGGUCCUGUGAAUCUUUCCUUUUUAAAUGGCUUGUAGUACUUCCCCUUUGUUACAUGGGUGUGUAAUUAUCCAGUAAUAGGAUCUUUAAGAUGUCUAUAAUUGUGUUUAUAAAGUGCAGAUGGAGUGGGUUUGCAAGAGAUUGGCCGAAAUUUGGCGCCAUUUAUAGCUAUAAAUAUCACUGGUGGUCAGUGGUGGUUGGCGGAAGUGACGUCUCUCACGUCAUUAGACUCCAACCAUACAGCGUCGCGCAUCAUCCUGAGUCCUCCCUCCUUCUGACACUUGGGUGCCUGUCUGUAUGAGAGGGGAGGAGAAUCCAGUUUUCACUGAGAGGGGAUGGCUAGGAGCAACGCAGAAAGUCACGUGUGAUGUCCUCAUUAGAACUCCCUUAUCUCGGUACAGGUCAGGGAAGCCCAGAAUGCGCCAUGUUGGUUGUGGGAAGUGAUGUAAGAGAGAAAGAUAAUGUAUGGCGGGGGGAGAGAAAAAGGAAGGAGAAAAACACAUACAAAUGACAUGUACAGAGAGAAAUGGACAUAAAAUGUAUAAAUGUCUUUCCGGGUGGUUAUCAUACAUGGAUGUAUUAAGACAGUGUGGGGGUGGACCUAAGCAACAGAGAGGGAAAGUCGCAUGGCACAUGAGCUCCGGCAUAACCAAGCUCAAACUCCCCAAAAUCACGCAUUUGGCAUUACCCAACCGGCAUUAUAACAGCCCACUGAACUGACUGAUACAAGGACAACAUAAUGGGGUGAAAAUCAAAGAAGCCCAAACAGGAUAACCCGAGACAGGGCCCAAAUAUAGCCGAGCUGCUACGCCAAACACAGGGGGUGUCCAGGCCCAGAAUGGCUGCUUAUUCGGAAACCUUCCCUGACUUCUCUGACUUCUCCUCUCCUUCAAUCGGAUGUGGCGUCCCUACGGGCAGACAUCCACGGCUUAACGGGGAGAAUAGGAGCCCUGGAGACGGAAUCCACUGGCCAUGCUUCCCAAAUAGCAGCUCUGCAACUGGAGGUACAGGACCUCAAAAGCCAGAACGAGGGAUAUGAGCGCCGGUUCGCGGCACUCGAAGACGCAAGGCGGGCAAUAACUUAAAAAUACGGGGCAUCCCUGAGGACACCCCGGCAGACUAACUGCCACACAUCGCGACUCCUACUGACUGCCCUGCUACCGCCACGACAAGCCAAAACAGCGCAGCUGGACGGCUUCUUCUAAACCCCAAAACCAGCUAAGGCACCCACCGCAACACCCAGAGAUCUUAUCAUAAAAGCACUCUCAAAGAAGCAGCGGCGCUGUUACACGUCCUGGGGCUGCCGACGGACUCUCUACACCCCGCUGCGAUUCAAAGCGCUACUACCUCGACACAUAAAUGAAACACGGACCGGGUGACCCUCUUCGUCCCAUGAGGCCCAACCAGGGAACAAUAUGAAGCAGCAACAACCUGAAACCAGCAGGCGAGAGCCACCACUCUAAGGACACUAUACUAAAGCACACAUUUUUAUAACUUCUCAGUUUUAAAUGUUCUCCUUUUACGGUUUUGAAGUUUCCAUGACGACCGACCCUACAAAUAACCAAUCUGACUAGAUGGCCUGUGGGCCAUGAAUCACUACCCACCUGCCUAACAGAAUUUAAACAGGGAGCACACAACCCAACCUGAAAGAGCCAGGCGUAACACCAAGCAAAGGACAACGUGACAUGAUAUCCCACGUGUCACUUAAACGCAACACUCACUAAUAUACUACCCGGGACAUACCAGGCAUACCUGACUGGUCAGACUCUGGCUUUCCUGCACGCACAUGGAGCACAUUGCAUAUUCCACCUGAGUCUCUCCUAGCCAGGUGCACAACAGGGACAACAAGCUAAUACGGGACACCGGGCACGAAUCCCAAGCUAUAGAGACUACUUGGUAUAAUGCAACCAGAACUAAAAUGUGCAUGAUAUGACAAGCCAUGCAAUGUUAUUGAAUGUUUAAUGCUCUGUCGCAAAGCUGUUGUGGCAAUGUGACUGUUCAUAGCCCAGUUUGUCACGUGCGUGGGCUAUAGGCCCAGCUGAGACAGUGGGUAGAGUGUGGAAGUGACAGGGUUAAUGACACCAGACCCCUGGUUACCUGUUGCUAGUCCCAGCAACCACUCAAUUAACCCCUGCAAUCCCUUCUACACUAACCCCCUUAGUACACACUUUACUGCCACCACCAAGACUUUUAAACCCGGGCGUCUUAGGUUACCCCACACACAGGAGAAUUAUAGUAUCACAGUUCUACUUUUACUGAUAAAACAUAUAUAGUUAACCCUUUUUGGUAAUGUGUUUACCUGAGCUUUCCCUGGAGAGUGAAGCUCAUAGAGAACAGACACAAGCUGAUUAAGUAAACAUUUAAUCUGACAAAAAGGAUUCACAGUGCUGAGUACAAAAUACAGAAAUAAAUGACAUACAGAUAACAAAUUGCAAAACAGUACAUAAAAUAAAAUAAGAGAAAACACAAGAAAUUCCUUACAUGUAGUUACCCCAUAUAGAAUUCUUGUGGGAGUCUUAGAUGGUAUAGGUCUCCUAGAAAUUGCUGACAAAAGAAAAAUGAAUAACUGAACAUUUAAGAGAUCCCUCUCUACAUACCUCAAAACAGAAUGCACGUGUCAUGGUUGAUUAUAUAUUUCCUGCCUGUUCUAUGUUAAAUUUUGUAUAUAUUGUGUAUUAAUAUUUUUGUAUUUUGUUGUACCUAAUGUAACAAUGCAAUGAUUUGUGGACCCAGGACAUACUUGAAAACAAGAGAAAUGUCAAUGCAUCUUUCCUGGUAAAAUAUUUUAUGAAUAAAAUAUUUUAUAAAUAAAAUACGCACAACUAAAAUAACUUUUUUUAAGACCGUGUACAUUCUUAAAAAUGAAUUAGUUUAUAUGAAUAAAUGUAAUACAUAUAAAAUGAAUUCAUGAAAAAAUAGGAGUUAUCAAGCUUAAUGAUAUUAUGUAGAUGUUUUGUAUUCUAGUGGAUGAUAAACAUAAAUCGAAGUUCUGCAUAUUAAGAAGAUUGGUUUGUAUUAAAGUCUAUAUAAAAAUAUCUAGAUUAUAAAAGUACUAAUAAAAAUAAAUAAAUGAUGUUUGGUUUAAAUGAAGUGGAACAAUUCAAAAUCUAUGUUCAAACCUCAGGGUUGUAAAGUGCAGAGGAUGAAUAUCCACUUCAUAUCGUUUUGUCCUAAGAUUUUAUUGAAAUCUCCUCCACACCAAUUUCUCUUGACUUUCUGGAUACCCAUAAAUUUAAGGCCUUUGCGGUCACCAUUGUGUUUUAUUUUCUAAUAAUUAGGAUACACGGUCUCUAAUCUAAGCUAUAUCACAUGUACAGAGUGACAAGUUUCGUUCUUUCAUACAGAAUUUUUCAUCAUUGGUGGAAUUUUUAAAUUUCGUAAUGUUUCUUUUUUGUUUGUGCUCCUACAUGCCAAAUAUGUGCCAAAUCCAUAGAAUCCUUCCUAUAUUCAGGACAGUUGGCGGCUUUUUAAUGAUUUUUUGUUUAACAAAAUCGUGUUUUUUCUUUUUUUUUAAUUGGGUGCGCCUCUGAAGAUUACUUUUGGUUUGUCGGGAAGGAGCUGAGACAAUAAGGGAUCUUGCUUUAAAAUGUGCCAGUGUUUAUUAAAAUCUUAAUGCUAUAUUAUGGCUGUAGUUGCAUAUAAUGGGUACAUCAUUCACAUUUUCUUUUUCAAUAUUUUCUUUUUCUUGUAGUAAGGUAUGUCUUGUAUCUGUGAGACCUGAGUGAGAUGGUUUUCUAGUAUUUCUUCCUUAUAGCCUUUUUCUAAUUGGUUUUUAAUUUGUUAGCUUGUUCUUUAAAUACAUUGUUAUCAAUACAAUUUCUUUUAAUAUGGAUGAGUUGAGAUUUAGUUAUACUGUUAAGCCAUGGUGAGAAAUAGCAACUUGAAGUGUGGAUAAAACUUUAAAAUGUUUUAUCCACACUUUAAAAUGUUUUUGUUUUCAGUUUAUCUAUAAAAAUUUCUAAAUCUAAAAAUGUUGUUUUUUACGCUAAAAUUGGUGGUUAAAUUUAUGCCCCACUCAUUGUGGUUAAGUUGGUUUAAAAAAUUAUUUAAAGUGUCCUCUGUGCCUUUCCAAAUGAAAAAUAAAUCUCUGUAGCAGCGAUAAGUCACCAGCCAUGAUCUAAAUGUAGAUGUUCCCAAUCUGCCAGAAACAGAUUGGCAUAGCUGUGUGUGAACCUGGUGCCCAUCGCCGUUCCACACUCCUGUAGGGGAAAAAAGCCAUCGUACCAAAAUAAUUAUUGGUUAAGAUUAGUUGUAUGGCCUCCAUUAUAAAAUCCAUUUGCUCUGGCUUAAAAGUAUGGGUCUUCCAAGAAAAAUGUAAUUGCCGAGAAUCCCUUUUCAUGGGGAAUAAUGGUAUAAAGAGAACUUACAUCAGCAGUAACCAAAAAAUAAUCUUCCUUCCAUUCUAAUUAUUUUAUGUGUCUUAGAAUACUGCCAGUAUUGUUCAAAUAGCUUGGGACUUUGUGAACGAUCGGUUGUAGGCAUUUGUCAACAUAUUCCGAUAACCAGCAGGAUAUAGAAUUGAUCUCGAGACUAUUGGUCUCCCAGAUGGGUCUUCAGGAUUUUUGUGUAGCCUGAUUACGGAGCCAGUUUUCACAUACAGGCUCCUUUAAAUGUGAGUGUUCCACUUCACCAUUUUUUGAUUUUGACACGUAUCUGCACUAUAUUAUCUAUCUUUCUUUUCACAUGUACUAUAUUCCAAGCUUGCUAUAAAGUUACGUGGGGUCAGUGUAUCCCCCUUAUUCUUUCAGCGCUCCACUUAUAGGUGUUGGUUUUACUUAUACCACUUUAUAGACAUUCAGACAUCCCAGAUCGGACUUUUUAGAAUACCACCAUUUCUAACACUUCAGUAAUCACACUGACAUACAUAUUUACUAAUCCAGGGACUUGUCAGCGAUUCAUAGGGAACUGCACAUCUUAACUGGCUAAUUGAUGAUGUGUAAAUCAUGUGAAAUGGUAUAAUCAUAGUAUUACUGAUCAAAGUGUCACAUUAGGAAUUCUUCCUGUUAUUUGAAUGCUUGUGUUUGAACUCUCUGUACAUUUAUCCAGUUUAAAAGACAAGCUGCUCUUCAGUCAGGCUUUAUAAACCUGCCAGUGGAAAGACCAAUUUAAGAAUCCUAUAACUACAAAAUUAGACACGUGAGACAAACAUGCCCUCUGGGCAGUAAGAUUCUUUCUCACAUAAGAAUGCAAACACAUUCCGCAGUUAUUUCUCAAAUUGUAACCGGCUUUAGUUUUAUACAUUGAUAUUAACAGGUGCAUGUUUGGGACUAGAUUGAAACUGCAUUUUUUAAAAGAAACACUUCAAUUAAAAUUAUUUUAAAGUCUGCGUUGAAAGCGUUUAAAAAGACCCCCUUUUUUUUUUUUUUUUAAAGAGCCUGGCUUCUCACUGUAGCUCUGCUUGGUCUCCUAUGACAUCAUUUCUGAUGUCUUCUGUAGUCAAUAUGUUCCUCACAGACACACAUUGGGGGAACAGAAAUCUACUAAUACAGCUCUUAAAGAAUUGAAACCGAUGUAAUCCUCCCUACUGUCUGGCACUCUCAUAAACUGGAUUGUGAACCAUUCCCUGGCAGAGUUAAAUAUACAGAGCAGGAGAUAACAAAACAAAAACAAACACUUCAAAUCAUACAGGAGGCUCCUGCAAUGUCUAGCAAGAUAUUAACAGUGCAUGAGAUGAGGAGAAAGUCUACAUUAAACAGAAUGUGCAAUAAAGGAAGUUUAAACAUUAGAUCUCUUUUGUGUUUAGGAAGGCUUUGUGCGCCACAUGCUGGGAUGUUUCACUAGGGCUGUAUAAACUAUAUAAUUUAACUCCUAAAUGGCUGGGAAUUGAGCCGUGAGACUGCAGGUGCAUGCUAUAUACACCAAAUCUGCUUUUUUUUUUUUUUUUUAAAGAUAGUUGUUUUGUUACUUUAAUGGGCUAUUCUGAUGGGAAAUAUUCUUCUAUCUUCUAAACAGGGCCGUCUUUAGCAAGGGGCAAACAGGGCAGUUGCUCCUGAGGGGCCCAAAGCAGCUGCCCUGUGGGCCCCCUGCCUGCAGCCAGGUCUGAACAGCCCACUGGGAUACUGAGAAAUAUCCUGGUGGGCUGCAGCAGGUGAGGUAAUCAGGGGCCCCUGGCCCUUUAAGAGAGCUCCAGACCGGGCCUCGGUCUUUCUGCCUGCUGGGAGGAAGUGUUGUGAGGUCACUUCCUCCCAAUUAAGAGUGCCGCUGGAGAGGAGGAGGUACAGACCAAGAAGACUCCCAUCAAUCUCAGCCAUCCAGCUCCCACUGGACUCCAGGGAAGGCACACUUCUUUAAAGGUAAGGAGGGUGGCUAAACUGUGUAAAUUGAUGGGUGUGUGUCUGGCAAUGCAUACAUCCCAUCUAACAUUGCACACAAAUACACCCCUACAAGAAUGGCCAGAUGUUAGAUCCCCAGCUGGCAUAGCAUUGUGGGAAUUGUACAACAGAUGAAGAUCUAUCUUUUCUUUGCUCUUGCGCUAGAGGGGAGGCUCAAAACAAUCUUGCACCAGGGCCCUGUCUACAUUAGUUCUGCCACUGUGUUGGGGUGGAGGGUGUGAUUGCAUGCCAGAGUGAAAGUGUGGGGGGAAGGGGAGAAGGGCAGGAUCCAGGGGGCCCAAACAAAUGCUUGCCCAGGGUCCAAUCAAUGUUAAAGACGGCCCUGCUUCUAAAGGGUGACAUAUUCUAUAUACUAGUGAAGGGGAUACUUAGUGAUUCUCAACGGUUUAUUAAAUACAUGGGAAUGGAAAAAUACUAUCCUGGAUUUAAUUUGCAUAAUAAUAGAGGACUUUUGUCUGUUUUUGUAGGUAUUUGCAAUUGGCCUGAAUUGUAGCAAUUGUCUAGGAACUGGAGAUAACCAAAGCACAAUGAUCCCCAGGAGACUGGACCCCCUAUGUGGCAAGAAAAUCACUGGCCUCAGCUUUGGUAGUGGGCCACAUGUUCUUAUAUGCUGUGAAGGUAUGUGACUUGUAGGUUGUAGAGCUUUGAUGCUGUAAAAAUUGGUUAUGUACGUAACUGUUGCUAAAAUGUCAAAUCAAAUUAGGGAGGAGGGUGACUUGGUAAGGCAUUUCCAGAUUCUAGUCUAAAAUGGCUUAAAGGUUUACUCCAAGCAGGUGACUUCAGUGAUUUGAAGUGGUAAUGGUGCUUGUGACAUGCUGCACAUACAGAGCAUAACCCCACAGCUACCAGAGGUGUAGCUCUACCUCUAGCAGAGGCAUAUGGUGUCGUCAGCCAGCCUGGAACUAGCAUUAUGGGCUGGCUAAUUGACCUUUGCACAGACUGUCACUGGCUGCGAGUGGUCAUCCUACUCUCCCAGCCAAUGAAAGUCAACCGCCACAGCUUCUGGCUUCUGCAGGAGACUAAAACAAGUCACUGGACCACCAGGGAGCAUCUGAGCCCCGCAAUGACUCUGGUUAAUGUGGGCAAACUUUUGCUAGGUCAGUGCACACAUUCAGACUCUAUUGUUUAUUGACUUUAUUUAUUUUUGGUCUCCCUUUCCUUACCAUGAAAGGGAUCUAGAAUUAAACCUCAUUCUGGGAAUCCAGUGGCUUGCUGUUGAGUUGAUAUUUGUCUGCUUAGCUCUCUACAGCUCUGUACUGAUGCCAGGACUGGGGUGAUAUUAAAGAAUCCAUACAGGCUGUACACCUCAAAUUACCACAGCUUCAGAGCACACUUGUGGCAUGGCACCUCCACCAUUAGCGUGGGUAGGCAGGUGCAUGCAGUGGUGGCAGGAGUGCUUGCAGUGUAUGGGUAGGCAUCUCCUGUCACGUGGAGAGGACCCCCGCCCCUUUUAUUUGGUAAGCUACUGGGAUCAAUAACCAAUGUUGUGGCACUGUGCACAUGCUAUAGGUUCGCCAUCGCUGAUGUUAAUUUCCAGGAUGACUGCGACAGGCUUUGUUUGCUUAUAGAAAAUCUCCGCUAUGCACUUUUUGGCCAGGGUUUCUAAGGUUGACAUUCUUAAAUAGUGCCAGUGUGUUUGAUAGUAGAGGUUUCUAGACAUUUUUUAAAUUCUAUGAAAGUCUUGUACAUUUAUUUUCCGGUGUGUAUUUUUUUAUUUUUAUAAUUGCUUUGUACAGAUGGUGAACUUUACGCUUGGGGUCAUAAUGGAUAUAGCCAGCUUGGAAAUGGCAAUACAAUACAGGGGGCAUCUCCCAUUCAAGUCUGUGUUGAACUUAUGUCAAAAAGAGUAAUACAAGUGUCCUGUGGCUCACAUCAUUCCAUGGCUUUAACAUCAGAAGGAGAGGUAAGAUGAGUCCCUCAAGUGUGAGAAUAUCUCUAAACCACUACCUGCUACAAAAUGACUUUCCAAAAAAAACUCUCCUAGUUUCUAUUGAGAAUUUUAGUUGCUAAUCUGAAGUGUUAGAAGUCCAGUAUACGAAAGCUAAUUAAAUGUUCAAAAUCAGCUGUUAGAAUCCUGGAAAGUCUUGUGUGGCAAUCAUGUCUAUCUAUGCAGAUAGUCCAUACAAUAGUUUUAAGGAAACGGUUAUCCAUUUACAUUGUCAGCAGAAAAUAGUUCCUGAAAAACAGGCAUUCAGCAGGGUUUUUUGUUUAAGGCAGUGGGUAAAGAAACAGUCAAACUUGCUUGUGGAUAUAUCCCUUUAUCUAUUGGUAUGUAGGGAAAGCGGAUUUAGACUAACAUUUAGUUUUCUGAAGUUUAGUUUUUUGAAGUUAUGAUUAAAAAGCGCAUUGCAUAGGGGCGGGGCCUGGCCACCAUGCUGGCCGGUCGCACCGCACAACAGCUCCGGCAACUUUUGAGUUAUUAACCCACAAUAAGGUACUUCUGGACUUACCGGACGACCUACCGCGGUGGGCUGGCACAUGAGGAGACACUGGACCCAGGGAGAGGCUUGCAGUUAAUGUUUUAGUCCCUCGGAGUGAUAUGCAUCGUUCCUUUCGGAUGAGGCCUACUCAGGCGGUGAGUGAGGCGGACAGCCGCCGCCCUCAAUCCCACAUGAUAUCCAGCCGGACUCCCUCAGCUGGGCGGUCCGGGCACAGUUUCCCACCCAUCGCCCCCCUGGGCCAGUGGGGGUGAUCCUGGCCUACACCCUGUACGCCCUGCUUCUAUCUUCUAAACAGGGCUGUCUGCAGACCAGACCACGAGCCGCAUCUAAAAUGGCAGCACAGUGACUCUGAUGACUCACAAUGCCAUCUCCAGCUCUCGAAGGGAUCCAAUCCCCUUGAAACCCACGCAGGCCCUGCAUACAUGUAUGGAGCAGCUCAAAACACGCUGACACACAACCUCCACUUCUGCCUGGCUAAACGGCUACCAAAGUCCUAAGUGUACACACAGCGACAUGGCGGGAGCAGUUACACGCUGACACACGAAGCUUAGACCCAGCUACUCAGACUCAGACACUUGUCCAGAAGAUUUGCACAGAGAGCACUUCAUCGCCCUGUCCCACGGAUCAGGCCCGCAACACCUCCACAACAGCACAGCGACCCUCUGCGGACUGUGGGGAUAUUUAUGGGAUGAUAAUAUUAUACAGUUGAGAAUUGCCCACUAUUUCAAUUCUUAGAUCUUAGAGAUCGUUAUCAUGUAAGUGAAAUGUAUUCCAUACAAAUAAAAUAACAAUUUGUUAUAAAAAUAGAUAUAAUUUAUUGUGACUAAAUAAUAUUAGGCAGCAUGCAUGAUAAUGAUCAGUGAAUAUUUAGUAUAACAUAAGUAUGUAAUACAAUGGCAAUAUUAAAACAAUCCAAAGGCUAACUGCAUCAACUGUCAAGACUUAACAAGAUUUAUGAGGGUACUUCAGACACAGAAAGCUAAACUUCCAGCGAAAAGCAAUAAAACCUUGGCUAACAGUUAAAUCAACUGAGUAAUCCUUUCAAUGCUAGCUAGAUCCUCCUAGGCAUAGAAUAUCCUAUUCUCAUGUAAUUUUCAAUUAAAAUAACAUUCAAACCAGCUCAUUAAUCAUUUCCUGGAACCAUCCAAUAAGAAUAAUCUACCAGAUUUUUACAAAAGCCGAAUUUAACUCUACCUAAGAUAUACGAUCUUAUUUUAGAGCAAAUCAAUACACAUGGAUAAAAACAGCGGUAUGCCAACACGUGGUAAGAUACCAGUACUAUGUAAUUAUCUGACUCCACCUGCAAAAUGGAGUGUUAUAACUAUAUUAGUUAACUAAGAUUUCUCAAUUAUUGAAAUCUGACCAUGAUUUAUCCAGUCUUAUAUCAUGCUAUUAGUAAAUUUUUAAUUAAUUUAAAUUAAUUAAAUAAAACCAGCAUAAUUACCAGUUAUGUAGAUGUUCUCAUCAGAUGAGUAGGUAGUCCCAGGAACUUGAAUGCGAGUAUGGUUGUAUGGAGGUGUGUAAGUAAUAGAGAAAAGUGAUGUUGGUUAGAAAGUAACAGUAAAAUUCUAAGUGUCAAGGAGUUUCUUGAGUUGUCUUGGAUCUCUCUCCAUGUCUGAAUCUGAAUGCCUAAACUAACCUACUCUUCCCUUUGUCCUAACUUUUAAAUUGCCAGACUCUCUGUACGUCAUUAGUUAAGGCCAAUAGGGAACUGUAGGUGUGGUCAACCUGCAGAUCGCAAUUUCGAUAUUUGAUCCAUAGAGGGCAGUCUCGCCUCACUAAACCUUCUUAUCCAGGAAAGAGUUAACUUUUCCUGAUGACGAUUUUGACGUCAUUUGGCUUAUCUAAAAUGACUACCAUAACUUAAAUUUGCUGUCAGUUCAAAGUGUUUGCCUUAGUCUUUGUGGCAACUACUUUGAUCGUAAUUUCUAAAAUUGACAGUUCUAAACUCAAUUUCACCCCUUACUUGCAAUGGGACCUUGUAAAAUUUAGAGUAAAAUUAAUUACUUAGUCUUCUCUGUCACUAGUGUCUGUGUUUAAAAUAAUUUCUAUUCCAUUAACAUUUAAACAGAGCAUUCCAUCCCCCUGCUUCAUUGCUUAUCAUUUUGGUUGUUUACAUAAUGCAUUCCUUAGCUCAGGCUAGUGGCUAGUUACAGAAAGAAAAUAAAUUUUGUCUGUCUUGUCUGAAAUCCAAAAUGGAGUCCGCUCUGUUCUGAGUGACUCUGACAAUAUACACUUUUAAUUUCUAUCUUGGCACAAAAUGUCUGCCAAUAUAAAUAUCCUGACAGGACAGACCGCAGGGAGGACACCAACGGCUAGAGGAUAGCUGCAGUGGUAAACUCCUUAUCACGGAGGGACAUACCAGCCUUACACAUCCACACUACGGACCCCAGGCAGCGAGGACUUAAGAAAACAGCUCUGGCCUCACUGAGGGUGCAGAUCCUGCCUAACAUCCUUCCAUGGAGUCUGAGUAUUUAACUGCCUGCUGCUGGGUGUCAGGGUGUUCCUAAAUCAUAAGCGAGUGCUCUCAGGACUCUAAGCAUAUGCUAGCUCUUUAAUAAUGGACUGCAAUGCCAAGUUUGAAAUGUGGACACGAUCCCUAAAUUAGCCAAUCUAACGCCUUAACAUGAUUCCCCUGACAGGGUUAAUCUGUUAACCAUAAGCAUUAAGCUUAACUCAGACCAUAGUUCAACCUAGGCUCACCUUCUGGUAGUCUUUGCAGCAGGUGAUAGUACAGUCCUAUCUGUUAAGCUCCUGGCAAUAGCAAUGGUAAAAGAAAACAGCCAGCUUCAGCAAACAUUGACCCAUGAGUAACUAGCCACUUUAAACAUAUGCAAGUCCCAUCAAGUGCCCUCACCAUGUUUAUAUGCAUCAUAGGCUAUACUCACCGGUUAUCAGCUUCUGGGGCAAAACAAGCCUGUCUGAGACAAUAGUGUGUACUUGCAUUCUAUGACCAAACCUAGUAACAUCUCAAGCUAAAAUGUUCUAUGCAGCAUGUAUGACCUGUGGAUUCCUUUUCUUUUCUCACUACGCCUGUUUACUCUUGAAUUCCUAAUCCAAAAAAAGCAACGCAUCUUGAAUCUGUCACCAAAAUGUCACCGAUAAUCUACUGUAAUUUCCUUUGGCAUUACUGACCUAUGUAAUUAACAAUGCACCUUCAAAAAUAAAGGGGGGGAAAAAGCGCAUUGCAUGCUAUUACAACUCUAAAAUAUUCCUUAAUGUGUUCUUGCAUCCCUUAAAGGGUCACUAUCUAGUCACCAAAACACUGAUUAGCUUAAUGAAGUGGUUUUUGUGGUCCAUUCUCGGACCGGAGUUAAAUCCCUUUGUUUAUGCAGCCAUGGUGUCACCCUUCCUGUAAAGAGUCCUCUUUGUCUGUCACAGCCAGGGGAGGUGUGGCUAGGGCUGCAUAAACAGAAACAAAUGGAUUUAACUCCUAAAUGGCAGAGAAUUGACCAGCAAGACUUUAGAGCAGGCCUGCAGCCCCCCCUUCCCCCCCACCCAGAUUGUUUUGAAUGACAGCUCCCAUGAUUCCCUGGCUAUUUUUUCAUUCAAAGAAUCAUGGGUGUUGUAAUUCAAAACAUCUGUGGGACUGCAGGUUGUGUAGGCCUGCUUUAGAGGCUUGAUCUAUACACCAAAUUUUUUUUAUACGAAUAUUGUUGUGGUGACUAAAGUGUUCCUUUAAAGGAGCACUAUAGUGCCAGGAAAACAGUGCCUCCAGUGCCCCCACCCUCAGGGUCCCCCUCCCGCCGGGCUCUAGGGAGUGGAAGGGGUUAAACUUACCUCUUUCUCCAGCGCUGGGCGAGGGAGCCGCGCGCACAUUCAUCCAGUCCAUAGGAAAGCAUUCACAAUGUUAUGCUAUAUUUAAAGAAAAAAGGGUUAAAUAUGCUAUGUUUAUAGAAAAAAAGUGUUAAACCUAGCUAGAGCUGGCACCCAGACCACUUAAUUAAGUUGAAGUGGUCUGGGUGCCUAUAGUGGUCCUUUAACUGUACUGGAGCAUGAAUUGAAAUUAGGGGUUGGGCUUACCUUGUAUUGGAGGAGGAGUAGGGUAGGAAACAUUCUUUGUGGAGGACCAGUGAGGGAGUAGACAGGAAAAUUAAUUGAGGUAUUUCAAUGCAAUACAAAACUAAACGUCCCUGUAUGUGUGCAUGCUUAUGAGGUAUGGUUUGUAAUAAGAUUUCAAACAAACCCAAACCUCUGUUUUUGUUAACAUUUCAAAUAUAGUUUUUAUAAUCCUCUUGUUUUUUUUUUUUUUUCCUAGGUAUUUGCGUGGGGCUACAAUAACUGUGGACAGGUUGGUUGUGGGACCACUACAAACCAGCCAACACCACGCAAAGUAACAAGCCAUUUGCACAAUAAGAUGGUGACCGGUAUCACAGCUGGACUGACCUGCUCAGUGGCUAUGACAGACAAUGGACAAGUAAGUCCUAGUAGAUCAUUAAAGUCACACUGCAAAAACCUACAAAAUGCACAUGUGCAGGAUUUGUAUUCAUGGGACCAGUUCUUGUUUAUAAUAAAGCUGGCAAAUUAGCUGCUAUUCUGCAAAUUGGAUGGCCAUCAUUUUCCAAAGUUGGUCUUAACUUUUACACUCCAAAAGAGUGUGUAUGAAAAUCUGUAUAGUGUAAAACAGACUUAAAAUAUUAAACAUGAAAAAGGCUCUUAAAAAAAAGCACGAGUAGAGCUAAAAUUUAACCAGUUAUCACAUCGAACUUCAUACCUAAUCUUUUAUCGUGCAGAGGUAUAUCAUUUUUUUUUUUUGUCUCAAGGUCUAGUGUGGAAAGCAAGCAGCCAUAUAACCUUGUGCUGAAUUCCACCCUGUAACACAAGUAGUGACAUAAUAAAAUCGACAUGAAUUAUGACAAUAGUAGCAUUCUUUGCUGGUCCCAAUGCUACUGUUAAGACCAAUGUCAGGUGACCAGAUUGGGUGUCUUAAUACUCUUGUCUUUGGGUUGUUGUGACUUUUCAAAGUCUUGCAUCCAAAGUUAAAAAUUGUAAUCUUUCUAUAUAUAUUUAGGUGUAUGGCUGGGGUUUUAAUGGCAGUGGUCAACUAGGAUUGGGAAGCAAUGGAAACCAGCUCACACCUUGCAAAGUGGUGUUUGUGCAGAAUGUUUGCAUCAUUCAGGUAAGAUUGUUACACUUGCUGGCCAUGUAUACAUGUUGUAAUUGAACUGGGUUAACACUAUAGGGUCAGGAACACAAGCAUGUAUUCCUGAUCCUUUAGUGUUAAAAACACAGUUUAGCACCCCUGGCUCCCCCUUUUCCCCUAAAUAUAAUAAAAUAUUACUUUUAUUCCAGUCUGUUGCUGCUGGCUCUCUCCCCUGAUCUGCCUGCUUUUUUUCUCUGAAAACAUUGAUUACUGCAAAUAGGUCUAGAAAUGAGGUCACAUAUUUAGACUAGAAAAAAAAUGUAGUCUAAGGAAAAGGAAAGGUUUUUUUGUAUGAAUAAUAAAGAUGUGCAAUUCUCUGCCUGAAGUGGUUUUAGGAGUCUGUACAGAUGUUUAAACAGCAUCUGGAUGAGUAAUUGCAAAAACAUAAUAUUCAAGGAUAUAUUUUUUAAAUUCUAGAGUAAAAGCUUCUUGAUCCUAGGUUUAAGGAAUACUAUAGGGUCAGGAACACAAACCUGUAUUCCUGACCCUAUAGUGUUAAAUACAAUUUGCCUCCUCCCCCUUGCCCCACUAAAUAUAGUAAAAAUCUCACCUUUAUUCCAGUCUGGUGGUGCUGGAUCUGCCCCUGAUCUGCUUGUUUGACUGACAUCGGAAGUGUUGAUCAAAGCCAAUCACAAUGCUUUCCCAUAUGAAAGCAUUGGAUUGUCUGAGACUUUCAAGGAGGCAGCACAGGGGCAGAGCCAGCACAAGCCAAACACAGCUCUGGCCAAUCAGAAUCUCAUAGAUGCUUGAAAUCAAUGCAUCUCUGAGGAAAGUUCAGUAUCUCCAUGCAGAGGGUGGAGACACUGAAUGUCAGUGUUGCACACUGUGCAGCACUGCCCCAGGAAACACCUCUAGUAGCCAUGUGUGGCCAGUUGAGGUAUCCCUAGACUGUAAUGUAAACACUUUCUUUUCUCUGAAAAGAGUGUUUACUGCAAAAAGCCUGAAGGUAAUGAUUCUACUCACCAGAACAAAUACAAUAAGCUGUAGUUGUUCUGGUGACUAUACUGUCCAUUCAAUGUUCAGGCUUUCUCUGAGUAUUGUAAAGUUAUUGGUAUGCUUUGUGUUGGGAAUAGAUAUACGUUUUUUUUCCUCUCCAAUUUUGUAGGUGGUUUUUGGUCAUGCCCACACUCUGGGAUUAACAGAUCAAGGCAUGCUAUAUGCAUGGGGUGCCAACACUCAUGGACAGUUGGGAAUUGGAAAUAAAAUCAAUCAACUUUCUCCCAUUAAGGUCACUACAAAUGAAAGGUAAUGGUUUGCUAUAUAUUGUAGUAACACCGCAAAAGUAAUAGCUGUCAGAGGUUUUCUGCUGUAAAGGUACAGGCCCUGCAAGUCUAUCUGGAGAACAUCAGGCUUUUAUUGAAAUAUCUAGAUUCAGACAUGAGGAAUAAUCACAAAGUUAAAUAGGUUAAAUCUUGCCUGCAGGUUGUUCUCGACAGGCUUCCGCACACAGCAUGGCUACAUAAUGCAACGUCUUUCCAUCCAGUCCAAACUCAAUGGAUAUGUAUGAGAUCAUGGGUACUUGGACUAUAAAUCAUUUAGUAAAUGUCUGUCUUGCAUGUGCAAUAAUUUGAUAGCAAAGCUUGUAUGUCAUGUUUUUCCAGUGGCUUGGUAUCCCAUGUUUUUUACAUGGUGUUUACAGUUUUAUUCUGUUCUGCAGGAUGGUGGAGAUUGCAGCCUGUCAUUCUUCGAACACCUCUGCUGCGAAAUCCCAGAGUGGGCAGGUUCACAUGUGGGGUCUAUGUCGGGGUCAGGCUGUCCUUGUUCCGACACUCACCCACUUCACCUGUACAGACGAUGUAUUUGCCUGUUUUUCUAACCCACCUGUUAUGUGGCGGAUGCUCUCUGUAGGUGAGACUCUUUACUAACGAACUGUAACUAAAUUCUCUCUUCGUGCAAUAGAUGGAGAAUACUGUAAUUUUACAAUACCUUCCACGGUCUGGUCACCUUUCAGGAGCAUGACCAUGCAAGUCCUAGACCUAAAGAGUUUUUUUUCUACUUUUCUAGAGUGGGUAGAAAUAUUAAAGGGACACUAUAGUCACCUGAACAACUUUAGCUUAAUGAAGCAGUGUUGGUGUAUAGAACAUGCCCCUGCAGCCUCACUGCUCAAUCCUCUGCCAUUUAGGAGUUAAAUCCCUUUGUUUAUGAACCCCAAUCACACCUCCCUGCGUGUGACUUGCACAGCCUUCCAUAAACACUUCCUGUAAAGAGAGCCCUAUUUAGGCUUUCUUUAUUGCAAGUUCUGUUUAAGAUUUUCUUAUCCCCUGCUAUGUUAAUAGCUUGCUAGACCCUGCAAGAGCCUCCUGUAUGUGAUUAAAGUUCAAUUUAGAGAUUGAGAUACAAUUAUUUAAGGUAAAUUACAUCUGUUUGAAAGUGAAACCAGUUUUUUUUUCAUGCAGGCUCUGUCAAUCAUAGCCAGGGGAGGUGUGGCUAGGGCUGCAUAAACAGAAACAAAGUGAUUUAACUCCUAAAUGACAGUGAAUUGAGCAGUGAAAUUACAGGGGAAUGAUCUAUACACUAAAACUGCUUUAUUUAGCUAAAGUAAUUUAGGUGACUAUAGUGUUCCUUUAAUAUAUAUAUAUUUUUUUAUAAGUCUUAAGGCUUUUUGUCCAACAAAUCAAAUGUGUAGGUGAUUUACAAAAUGCAGGAUCAUGUCAGAUUAUACAAAAAUGUCUGAGCCAUGGAUAUUAAACGAUGAUAUAUUAGGAAUUCCAUAUUUAUAUUUUUUGUUCUUUCCUAGAGCAAGAAGACUCCUUAACAGUUGCACAAUCCCUAAAAAGAGAAUUUGAUAGAGAAGAAACAUCUGAUUUGAGGUUCAGAGUUGAAGGGAAAGACAUUCAUGUUCAUAAAGCAGUAUUGAAAAUAAGGUAUAUGGCUUUUAGUCAUAUUUGUAAGAUUGUGAUACUUUUGGAAGCUCUGGAUUGGUUCUGAAACCAGGUUCACAAAUCUACACAGAGGGGUGUACAGAGCUCCAAUCCCCCAACUGUAUCUACGCUCUUCCUUCUUGCAUCUAGAAGCCGCACUGGUCACUGAUCAUAACUCUCCCCCCAGUAACUAGACAACGUAGUUCUGAGUACAACUGAUCUUAUUGAGCCAAAUUCAGCCUUUUAUGCACACUCCCAGCACAGGGUCUCCAUUCAACACCUAUAGCACCCGCCCUGGUGUCUGGAAAAUAAUUGAGUUGCUAUCCGCUAAAUCAAUUAUCUCCCGGAUACAGAAUGAAAAACUCACCAAAACCUAGUUAAAACACUUAGGAACCCCACAUAUCCGACAUCCCUGGAUAGCUCUUGCCCGAGCUCCCAAGUUGUCCAAAUAGCGCCUGGAUCCAUAAGGAAUUGUCCAGUUGCCACCGGGGUAGUCUUGACUGACCGCACACGAGGACCAAGCGCAAAAUUGUUUCAGUGUGAAAGUGGCUUUUGCCGGUCAAAUAUUGGAAGGUCCUAUGGUCCAACAAAGGGGCUUCUCCUGGUUCUCUGGGAGCAAUUAUUCUCUUUAGUCCGUAAUAGCUAUUAGUAUGACUGGUUUUAAACAUACAGGCAACUUGAGCGUUUAACUAGAACUUAAAAUGUUUGAAUAUUUGAACAAUAUUUACAUAAACACUGCACUUUGGAUUAUCCAAGUUGUGGUCACCAUAAUACAUGCAUAACGUGACUUCUUAAUAUUAUACAUGAUCUGUAUUCUAUAUUUCUAAUCCAGGUGUGAACAUUUCCGUACAAUGUUUUCAUCCCACUGGAAUGAAAACGCAAAGGAAGUAAUAGAAAUUGACCAGUUUUCAUAUCCUGUGUAUCGAGCCUUUCUGGAGUAUUUGUAUACAGAUGUUGUGGACCUACCACCAGAAGAUGCUAUAGGUAUCUUUGUUAAUGUAGUGUUUUUAUCUUGUGGGAAAAAACUGCCUACAUGGACUUUCUUCACAAAUCCCACUGUUGGAGGGAAAUCUAAUUAAAACAGGGUAUCAAAUUAAUUAAAUGGGACAAAGAGCACCAUAACCAAUAGAACACUUACUGUUGUGGAUAUGGUACAAGGAAUCUACCAUACUGUUUGAGUGGACAACUAUGCAAAGAACACGCUCUCCUCUCUACCCACCAGCAGCAUGCUACUGAUGCUAUCCAAGAACUGGAAUAGCCUUGAGAAGCACAUACUGCACAGCCAGAUAUGCAAUAUGAUCCUGCCAGACCAAUAGGGGGUUUCAUUGCUCCCUAACCCUUCUGACAGUCACCACUCCCUACCUUAAAGUACUUUGUGGAGCACUAGAUUUAUGGCUUUAUUGAUGUAUUCAUUUUUGUUCUCACUUCUACAUCUUUAGGACUUCUGGAUCUUGCUACAUCUUACUGUGAAAAUAGGCUAAAGAAGUUAUGUCAACAUCUGAUCAAGAGAGGGAUAACUGUUGAAAAUGCAUUCCUUUUACUUUCUGCUGCGGUUCGGUAUGAAGCAGAGGUAAUCUUUCUGCAUAUUUUGGGUAUAUUGUAAUAAGGAUUAACUUUAAAGUCUUCCCUGUUAAUCUCAAACCUAUUCUUGAUAUUAAUGUUUUUAGGAGCAGUUUGAAAUAAACCAGGUUCGUCUUGUUACUUGGGGACUAUUCCAGCUCGGCUGCAUUAACCAUACAGAAUUGACCUUAUCAAUGUCACUUUUCUAACCUGGAAUCAAUGUUCACUACAUUAGACAAAAUGGAUAUCAAUGUGGAUGUGUUCUAUGUUAAUGCAGCAGAGAUGGAGGCUGUUUGUGUCCUAAGAGCCAUAGUUUAUAUCAAAACUGCUCCUACGAUGGCUUGAUAAAGAACCAGGAACCACACCAAGGCAACAUAACCACUACAGCUCGUGGUAGUAGCUAUGCUUUGAGGGCUCAUUAAGUGUCUCUAGUUGGUUGGAGUUUAGGGGCUGUUACUACCGGUGCAGAGAGCUUGCUUGAAUCAGACUCCUGGUCUGCUAUAUAAAGGGAAACUCCACAGGUCAAAUAAAACACAUGGUUUAGUAGAUGCACCCCAAUGCCUUCUUUCUCAGCCCGAUCAGACUCCUUACUGAGGUCUGCAAGGUAGGUACUUUGAGUAAUUGCUGCCUCUUGAGUUUAGCUCCACUGAGCUAAACAACCAGGAUGUAACUGGACUUGUCUGACAGCUAGGGGAGGGGUUAACAAGGUUAAGUACUAAAAGUGCCAAUUUCUAUUGAAUUCUGCACAAAUUGUAAAAUGAAGAAAGAGGACACGCAUUCAAUAAGCUGAAAUGCUUUAAAGAAAGCCUAGUGUUGGGAAUACAGCUUUGUAUAUGUUUCCCUAACAGUAUAGUGUCCCCAUGGACCCCCCUGUUCACCUCCAACGACAGGGAACCUAAUGAGAGAGUGCCGCUCACAAAUUAGAACUUCCCCAUAGGAUGUCCUCAUGCAGUGUCAAUCUAUGUGAAACAGCAGGAAGUGGCUGUCAGACAGUGUUUUAUAUUGCAGGGUUGGCGGGACUGGGAUACUGCACCCAGACCACUUCAAUGAGGUGAUGUAUUACCAUAAUCUGUAGAUGCAGCAGAGUAAAACUAAAUGCAUGCAUCUCUGCUGGUUUCCCAGAAACUCUGAAGUGACACUGACAUGGUAACCAGUGUCAAUUAUGCAAUUUCUAACCUUGUCUAACCCGAAUUCCAUGUAACAGUCUAACCAAAACAAACCUCAAUGUUUGAAUAGACCUCCAGGUUGGAUGACAGUCCAGCAUUGGCUUAGUAAACACUGAUUGUGGUAUUACAGAGGGCAGAUUGCCUGACAGGCACCAAUUGCUGUGAUAGUCUUUCUGAUUGAGGGGCAGGCUGUAUAUAAUAGAGGUUGACAGUGGUCUCUUGUGGCAUGGUGCCAAAGCCAUCAGAUGCCUUGAAUAGUGUAGGGUGUUAAUUUUCCAGACUCCACUUGUGUGGGCUUGAGCAGAGCGGAGUCCUACCAUGUACUGCUAGACCUGUGACUUGGGAACUAGUUACACAACCCCUGUUCACCCCAUCCCAUAGAUCAUUGACUAAUACACCGGGUACAGUGCAUGUGAAAGGAAAAUAAACGUGCUUGGCAUGAGAAACUAAAUUACAGGGUGCUGGUUAUCACCUAGGAGUGUGGUAUAUCUGCAUGUAUCUGGUUUUAUUGCUUUUUAAAAAAUUAUCUCCUCCCUCUACACACAUACACCAGGUAAGUACUCAUACCUGUACAGCGGCACAGUAGACUGCCUUAGUCUUCAAUAUGCUGGCAGACAUUAGUCAUAAUCAGAAGUGUUCAGUAUGUUAAUGUGACCAUGGACUUUUGUCUUCAUUUGCAGGAUCUGGAAGAGUUUUGCUUCAAGUUCUGUGUCAAUCACUUGACUGGUGUCACACAGACCCCAGCAUUCUGGCAAAUUGAUGGGAUGCUGCUUAAGGACUUCAUUAUAAAAGCUGGUCGAUGUGGAGGCUUCAAGAACUGACUCUUUUGACUUUGGACUUUUUGGGGUGAAUUCUGAGGAGCCACUAAAGUGUUCUAAUUAUAUUAACUGUGAGGGAUUCUUGCACUGUUCAAACACCCUCCUGUGACAUGGAUAGAACAUACUAAUGAAGAAAUAACUUUUAAAUGGUGAAGACUAUAUAUAACCUGCCAUCAUGUAGCACCUAUAGCUUCUAGCUGGUCUGGUACACAAUGCAUUAGUCUUUCACUGAGCACAUGGUGAAUAAAAAUAUAAACAAUCUAAAUUGAGAAACAAGCUUUUAUAUAACGUCCUCCUUAUCGUCUGUUUAGUCUGAUCUAGAAAAUGUAUCUUUUUUUCAAUUUCUGACCUGAGGCGUGUUACAGUUUUAAACAAAACUGUUUAGUUCCUUCAGUACUUAAACAGGCACAUACAACAGCUAUCAAAUCAAUGGAUACGUGGAGAUGGUGUACAAGCAGUUAUUGUGAUACUAAAUUGUCUUCUCUAGCAUGAAUAGGAUCUGCAGAAUAAUCAAUCCAACUGACAUUGAUAUGCACUAUUGCAGGGAUUUGUUUUUCGUACCUAUGUUAGGUAUAGGUGCCUUUAUAAAAAUGUAUUAUCUAAUUUCUUUUAUGGGUAAAUUCCUUUUUAAUGUCUGUCUAAAGUGGCUUUCUAUGUAAUUUUUUGUUUUUUGAGUUUGUAGCUCUUGUUGGUCUGUUGGCUGUCUGUUAUUAAAUGACUGCAUGAAAAUCGGUAGAAUGGAUGUAAGAAGAUACUGGAGGUUCUUUGUCUUUUUUCCGCCAUGAACCAAUGUGUAUAUAUUUGAGACGCCUCUUUUGCCCAAAUAGAACACUGCCAACAUUACUGUUUUAGAAAUCACUUUGGAUAAAAUCCUUCUGUGAAGAUGCAAGUUUUUAAAAUACCGUUCUUGCAUUUAUUUUGGCAAUUAUAUAGUUUUCCAAAAUAUGCAUAAGUGGGCACUUGCAUGUAUGAAUGUAUUUUGCAUAAAAUGUACCACACUUUAUUACAUUUCUUAAAGUUGUUUAAGGGUUCUAAAAUAAAACCAUUUUAUUGCGUCUGUGCUACCUUAAAUGUCAACUUUUCUACCUUCUAAAGUCAAAUUGUAUAAGAUUAAAUUUAGUGCCAUUUGUCAUUAACUGGACCUAUUGUCUUCCUAAUUUUUUUUUUUUUUUUUAAUAAUGCAAGGUUAUGGGUAACUUUGUAUAAGGUGAGUGUGACCUCUAUAGCUUGUGCGCCUAUGAGCUGGAAAUUUAAUGCAAUCCAUCUAGAACCCUAGUUAUAAAGGAAACGUGUGGGGAAAGGACUUACAAUGGAGAUUGAUGACAUUUGUGUGUCAAGAGUAAAGGUUUACCUGUUAAUACCGGAGAGGCCCAGUAGUGUAGGUCCUGGAUUCUGUCAGAGCCAAUAGAGGGUACAUGAAGAGUGUGUAUCUUGCUAAUCAAGGGUUAAUAUCAACCCCUAACCAAAAGAUCACUAGGUGGGUGAGGUAAGGUAAAGCCCCCUGUAGGGAUCUUAGUCAGCUGAGAGAGGAGAGGCAAAAAUCAAACAAAAGUAAGCACUUGGGAAUAACAAAUGAGCUAGCAUGUCUUGGUGGCACAUACAGACCAAUGCUUUAGAUUAAGUGCUCAGGUUUCUGCUUCCUUUCUCCUGCUGCUCAUAGG
This is a messenger RNA of Pelobates cultripes (western spadefoot toad), 30328 nucleotides long. NCBI's taxonomy places the organism in Eukaryota, Metazoa, Chordata, Amphibia, Anura, Pelobatidae. The record is from the annotation of a GenBank genome assembly.